CUCCCUGCUAGCUAGCAAGAGCAGGAGAGGAAAUGGCCUCAAGUUGCACCAGGGGAGGUUUAGGUUGGGUAUUAGGAAAAAAUUCAUUACUGAGAGAGUGGUCAGGGGUUGGAACAGGCUGCCCGGCAAACUGGUGGAGUCACCAUGCCGGGAGGUGUGUAAAAGACUUGCAGGCAGGGACUGCAGGACUCGGUCUGGCAGGAGUGGCGGCGCUGGGUCCAUGGUUGGCCUCCAAGGCUUUUCCACUGGCACAAAUGCUGUGGCCCCACGCCUAUGAGGAGGCUUUCGGGGAGGGAUUUCCUCAGGGCUGAGCAGGCUGUGGGUUUCCUGCUUGCCCUGUCUGAGGCAGCAAAGGGGCCGGACGAGAGGCGGCAAGGACGAGGCUGCCGAGAGGGUCCGCCCGGAGCGGAGGCCGGCGGGAGGGCCGCGCGAUUGCCGUGGCAGCGGGGCCGGCUCCCGCCUCUCCCGUUUCCCACGGCAGCCGAAGCGGCGGGGCCGGCUCCCGCCUCUCCCGUUUCCCACGGCAGCCGAAGCAGCGGGGCCGGCUCCCGCCUCUCCCGGUUCCCACGGCAGCCGAGUGCCGCCGCUCACCGCGCCUGGGCAGGCUGCCGCCGGCCCUGCUGCAGCUGCCCUCCCUGGAAAGUGUGGCCCGUGAGGAUGGAGGACGAGGAGCUGGAGUGGGAUGAGAACAGCCUUCAGGAGGAGGGAGAAGAGGAGGAGGCGCUGAGGGAGCAGGAGGAGGAAGCCCAGGUGCUGGCCCCAGCUCCCCUGACAGAGGAGGUCCUGAGGGAAGGCCUCUCUCUGCUCUGCAAGACCCGCACCGGCCUGGCUCACGCCUUUGUGAAGUUUGAAGCCACACAGAAGAACUUGACAGACAUCAGCCUCCUUGAAUGCUUUGUACACCUGCAGUAUGUGGAUUUGUCAGAGAACAAGCUGCAAGAUUUGUCUCCACUGUGCAGCCUAACCAGUCUGCUUUGGCUGAAAGUGGAUGGGAAUCUGCUCACCAGUCCCUGCCUGAAGGAGCUGCCCUACCUCCAGUUCAUCAGCUUGGCUCAGAACCACAUCAAGGAUGUGGAAGGCAUCACUCACCCGCGCCUAACCAACCUCAUCCUGAAAGGAAAUAGAAUCCAGUCAGCACAGGGCUUGAGUCAUGGCCAGUUGUUCAAUCUGCAAAUCCUGGAGCUGCGAGGAAACACCCUAGAGAGCACAGCGGGGCUCAAUCUUCCCAAGCUGAAGAACCUCUAUCUGGCCCAGAAUGUCAUUCAGAGCCUUGAAGGCAUUGAGGGACUAGAGCAGCUUGCAACUCUGCACCUGCGUGACAACAGUCUGGAAAGCCUGGAUGGGUUCUGCAGCAGCAUGAAGUGCCUGCAGUACCUCAAUCUACGGAAUAACAGGAUCAGCAGCCUUCAGGAGGUGGCAAAACUGCGGGUCCUGCCCAUGCUGCAGGCACUGGUGCUGAUGGACAAUCCAUGCUGUAAGGAACCCAGUUACCGGCUGGAGGUUCUGGUCAUGCUGCCACACCUGCAGCGGCUCGACAAGGAGUUGUUUGAGCAAGAGGAACAGGAGGAAGCAAACAGGAUCCGCUGGGAAAGGCAGGAGAAAGAAAAGGAGAUGGAAGGAAAGUAACCUCGAGGAGAUGGACCUCCAGUCACCUCUAUAUUUAAUACCUGCUCCCACAGCUGGUCAGGAUUUGAAGGUGCCUUCCCUCACUUGUGCAGCUGAGAAAGUGAGAGCUGUAGGUACCAGAGCUACCUUCACCUCAUUUCACCCCUGGAGAAAAGAGCAGGGCUACCCACCCCAAUCCUGGACACUGACCUGACGUACUGCAGUACUUCUACUGUCACAGCACUGAUAUGCUCUAUCCUCAUCUGAUCCAAGAGGGGGAAAGGGAGGAGAGUUACAGGUGCUGUGCUUUGAUUUAUGGCUCCCCAGAAUCCGACAGGAUUUUCUGAUUUGAAUUAAAUUUAUUAAUGACCAUGGA
This is a messenger RNA of Pogoniulus pusillus (Red-fronted tinkerbird), 1981 nucleotides long. It is a transcript of the gene LRRC23, whose product is annotated as leucine rich repeat containing 23. The record is from RefSeq and is a predicted model, not a curated record. The transcript has 7 exons. NCBI's taxonomy places the organism in Eukaryota, Metazoa, Chordata, Aves, Piciformes, Lybiidae. Gene Ontology annotation, molecular function: protein binding. The coding region runs from base 274 to 1626 and encodes 450 amino acids.